Molecule: messenger RNA, 2258 nt
Organism: Drosophila serrata
Lineage: Eukaryota; Metazoa; Arthropoda; Insecta; Diptera; Drosophilidae
Gene: sim
Product: bHLH transcription factor single-minded
Biological process (GO): regulation of transcription by RNA polymerase II
Cellular component (GO): transcription regulator complex; cytoplasm; nucleus
Molecular function (GO): DNA-binding transcription factor activity, RNA polymerase II-specific; RNA polymerase II transcription regulatory region sequence-specific DNA binding; protein dimerization activity
Source: RefSeq, a predicted model, not a curated record
UGGCGGUUGGAGCGUUUUAGUUGCGGUCAGCUUAGUGUUGGAUCAAGUCGCAGUGCACCCAGUGACCAAUUGGUGGUUGUCGUUGUCGUUGUCGCCUCGGUUGCCCCGUCGUUGAGCGCGUUUUAUGUGGCUUAUUUACGAUCUCGUGGACGUCUCGCCGCGUUUCCAUCUUGGCCCGCGACUCCAGCCAGCGAUGCAGCCUGCACUCCCGGCAGCCGCCCGCUUAUGAGAUGGAUCCAAAAAAUAUAGCCAAAACGUGUGCCAUGAAGGAGAAAAGCAAAAAUGCGGCUCGCACGCGACGUGAAAAGGAAAACACAGAGUUCUGUGAAUUGGCCAAAUUACUGCCGCUGCCAGCGGCGAUUACUUCGCAAUUGGACAAGGCCUCCGUCAUCCGGCUGACCACAUCGUAUUUGAAAAUGCGCCAGGUCUUUCCCGACGGUCUUGGAGAAGCCUGGGGCUCAUCGCCCGCCAUGCAACGCGGCGCUACAAUCAAGGAGCUGGGCUCUCACCUGCUGCAAACACUGGAUGGCUUCAUCUUCGUGGUGGCUCCGGAUGGCAAAAUCAUGUACAUCUCGGAAACGGCCUCCGUGCAUUUGGGCCUUAGUCAGGUUGAGCUGACGGGCAACUCGAUAUUCGAGUACAUUCACAACUACGAUCAGGACGAGAUGAAUGCCAUUUUGUCGCUGCAUCCACACAUCAACCAGCAUCCAGCUGCCUUUCUCAACUCCCUACAGCUCGCCCAGACGCACACGCCCAUAGGCAGUCCCAAUGGCGUCCAGCACCCAUCCGCCUAUGGCCACGAUCGUGGCUCGCACACCAUUGAAAUCGAGAAGACCUUCUUCCUGCGCAUGAAGUGCGUGCUGGCCAAGAGGAAUGCUGGCCUCACCACUUCCGGUUUUAAGGUGAUACACUGCUCCGGUUAUCUAAAGGCUCGGAUAUAUCCCGAUUGUGGGGAUGGUCAGGGUAGCCUUAUCCAGAAUCUCGGCCUGGUGGCCGUCGGACACUCGCUGCCUUCCUCUGCCAUUACGGAAAUCAAGUUGCACCAGAAUAUGUUCAUGUUCCGGGCCAAGCUGGACAUGAAGCUAAUAUUUUUCGAUGCACGCGUAUCGCAGCUAACCGGAUAUGAACCGCAGGACCUCAUCGAGAAGACGCUGUAUCAGUACAUCCACGCCUCGGACAUAAUGGCCAUGCGCUGCUCCCAUCAAAUCCUGCUGUACAAAGGACAAGUUACCACCAAAUACUAUCGCUUCCUGACCAAGGGCGGCGGCUGGGUGUGGGUGCAGUCGUACGCCACCUUGGUGCACAACUCGCGGUCCUCCCGCGAAGUGUUCAUCGUGAGCGUCAACUAUGUGCUGAGCGAACGAGAGGUGAAAGACUUGGUCCUGAACGAGAUUCAGACCGGAGUGGUCAAGCGGGAGCCCAUUUCGCCGGCGGCCCAAGCGGCGGCAGCUGCGGCGGCACAGGCCCAGGCGGCCCAAGCGGCAGCGGCAGCGGCGGCGGCGGCACAGGCGGUUCCCCAGCAGCAACAGCAGCCACCGGUUGUGGUGGUUGUGGGGCAGCAGCAGCAGCAGCCACAGUGCGCGGUGGCCACUGGGGGACAGGCGGUGGGUCCGGGAACGCCUGUUAGCCUGGCCCUGAGUGCCAGUCCGAAACUGGAUCCCUACUUUGAGCCUGAAUUGCCGUUGCAGCCGCCCAAUGCCGUCACUCCCGUGCCAUCGGCGACGAACAAUAGCAGUAACAAUAAUAACAAUGGCGCCUGGCACCACCACCAGAUGCAGCAGCAGUCCGCCAGCAUGGAUCACGACAGCCUGAGCUACACCCAGCUCUAUCCGCCGCUCAACGACCUUGUGGUCAGCUCGACCAGCAGUGUGGGCGGUGGCACCGCCUCCAGUGCAGGCGGCGGCUCCAGCGCAUCGGCCUCCUCCUCGGGUGUUUACUCCACGGAAAUGCAAUAUCCGGACACCACCACGGGAAACCUGUACUACAACAAUAAUAACCACUAUUAUUAUGACUACGAUGCCACCGUGGAUGUGGCCACCUCGAUGAUACGCCCCUUCUCGGCCAACUCGAACAGCUGUUCCAGCAGCUCGGAGAGCGAUCGUCAGCUGUCCACCGGAAAUGCCUCCAUUGUGAAUGGCACCUCGCCGUCGCAGACGACAUACAGCGAUCUGAGCCACACGUUCGAGCUGAGCUACUUUUCGGACAAUAGUUCGCAGCAACAGCAGCAGCAGCAGCAACAUCUGAUGGAGCACCAGCAU